Molecule: messenger RNA, 2852 nt
Organism: Ceratina calcarata
Lineage: Eukaryota; Metazoa; Arthropoda; Insecta; Hymenoptera; Apidae
Product: putative inactive serine/threonine-protein kinase DDB_G0278909
Exons: 7
Coding region: 674-2776 (700 amino acids)
Source: RefSeq, a predicted model, not a curated record
CAAGGUGUAUAUUAAUUAUAUGAAUGAAUUCACUUCGGCCCCUGGUUGGCAAAUACUUCUCGCCUUACCUGCUUCGUGAGAAAUCUACCCACAGGCUCCAGACUUCAUUCUAUUACCAGAUUUAUUUGUCACGUGGAAAGGAGCCAACCAGAAAUGGGCAAGUCUGAAACCGAGUGGAAUCCUUGCUUCCCAAGGUUGCAAGUCGUUCUAAAAAUCCCACCUUCCAAGGAAGGAAAAAGAAAUAUCUCUAUUCUUCAUAAUAAUAAGAAAAGAAACAUGAACUUCCAAGAAUUAUUUCUCGAAACACUGUCACCUUUCAAUAAGUUAUGACAAGACGUUUGUAAUUUAUCGAAACACGAAACGUGACUUAAACAACGACAGGAUCGUACGAAUUACUUAAAAGCCUAUUGACGUGCAUUAAACGUUACAAAAAUCCAUCCGGUCGUUAUCCGACUCGGUUAAAAGGUUCGUUUUCUCCUAACGAACCCCGAUAACAACCGCGCGCGUGUACAAGGGACAAAGAGAAGAAAGGGAGCGAGAGGUCGAGGCUGAGAUUUGCAUAAAUCAUCCUCUCGGUUCCUAUGGUGGCUCGCCGAAAUAUCGGGAGUAAAGACGGGCGGGAGGAGAGAAGAAGAAGAAGAAGAAGCGAGGAACACCAAUACCGAGGCCGAGGAUGGGUCCUCUGGUCACCAACACACCAGAGGGCUAUUCGGAAACGGCGGACAUCACAGAUGGGAGUCAAUUAAAAAAUCUAGUUCUGCCAAUGCCAUCGGAUUCCGAAAUAAACUGGAGGGAGCAUCGGCCGGGUAUAAAAGGUCGAAAUAUCUUUCGGAUGAUACUCGACUCCUCAUCCAAACUCCAUACGGUUAGCAUGCGACUCCUGUUCAUCACUCUGACUUGCCUGGCGGCUUCUUGCUUGGCUCUGCCGCAGCCAAAGCAAAAGAGGGAUAUCCUGCCAGGUGACCCGCGGUACGGUACCGAUCAUCAUCAUCAUCACGAUGAGAACGUGAUUCAAGACGCGAAAUCAUACAAGGCACCGCAGGACACGUAUGGACCUCCUGGACAUCAACCCGGUACUCCCUUAAAAAAUUCUUAUCUGUCACCAGUAGAGAGUGACUCCGUUCAACAGCAGAUAACAUCCUACGGAAUUCCCGAGACCGUUUCAACGGGAGAAGUGCAGAAAACAGUGUCCAGUACAGUUUCGUUGCCUGUUCAGAACGUUGAGACUGUGGAACCACCAGCAACAUCUUACGGAGUUCCUUUAGUUAAGAGCGUUAAGACGACGUCUGAGACGAAUUCUCGCGUUAAAUCUACGAUAAAGACGGUACAGACCGAGGUCCACGAACACCAGCAAACAGUCCCACAGACUGCGAAGGUCGCACCAGCUGUACAAGAGGUGACACAUUACACUGGAGUGAACUCUGUACCAGUUACAACCACGCUGACGAAGAACGUUGACAGCAACGUGUUCGCUGAAACACUGCCUAAUUUCUACAACUCGUACAACGUUCCCAAUUACGACGUUACUUCUUACCUUCCGUCCAGUUAUUCAACCAUACAACAACCAGGAUUGAACGCAGAACUACAUUCAGGAUUCAGUUCUUAUAACAACGUGCCUGCCGUAUACAGCGGAUUCGGUUCGAACUAUCCAUUAACUUCUGCCUACCGUGGAGUCAAUCUCCCACUGUCCUAUCAAUUCUCUAACACUUUACCAACCUACGCUUUCCCACGGUUAAUCCAGAUCUCUAAAAAUACUCCUCAAUUCCCAUACACCCUCACGAGAACGCAACCCUUUGCGUCAGUGCAACAGUCGCAAACGUUGCCAGUACAACAGGUGCACGUGGAAUCUGUAAAACCUGUAGAAGCACCGGUGCAGCACACCGUGCAUUCCGUACAGACUCCAGUACACUUCUCUGUACCCUCUGUAACGCAGACGAAAACAGAAACACCAGUACAGCACACUGUGCACUCCGUGCAAUCUGUAGAGGCUCCAGUACAGCACACUGUGCACUCCGUUCAAUCUGUAGAGGCUCCAGUACAGCAGUCUGUGCACUCCGUUCAACCAUUAGUAUCGCAAACAGAAACAGUAACACCAGUGCAGCACACUGUUCACUCUGUUCAAUCUGUAGAAUCUCCAGUACAGCACUCUGUGCACUCUGUUCAACCAUUAGUAUCGCAGAAAACAGUAACACCAGUACAGCACACUGUGCACUCCGUGCAAUCUGUGGAGACUCCAGUACAACAGCACUCUGUGCACUCCGUUCAACCGGUGGUGACGCAUACGAAAACGGUGAUACCAUUGCAGCACACCGUGCACUCCGUCCAUUCUAUAGAACCGGUGCAACACACGGUGGAGACUGUUUCACAUCCGGUGGAGUCUGUGAAGACGGUGCAUCAGCCUGUAAAGUCUGUGGACAUCCUGCAGCCACCGGCGCAGUCCGAACAGACGUAUCACACGCUGACUGAAGUUAAGAGCAAGACGGUGCCAGUGGGACAGACUCAGUCUUUCGAUCAGAAUCAAAAAGGAUUCUUUGAAGACAUUAUUAGUCAGCUGCCUCAAUUUCCCUCGCUGCCCUCGUUACCCUCGUUCCCCUCGUUACCCUCGUUUGAUUUCUUCCCAUCUUCGACUCCGUCUCAAGAAGAUCCCAUAGACGAUGUGUCGUCUAGUUACACUGCUGGUCAUGUCCAAGGCAUCGUCGUUUCUAGCACUCCAGCGAGUCUGGUGAAGAACGAAUACGUCCAACCGACGGACGCCAACGGUGGAUACAUUUAUUGAUUGAGUUAUUUUCGUAGCGUUCGAGUACAAUUAAAUUGACAAAGGCCUGUUCUUUACAAUGAUAACUGGAGAUAUU